Molecule: messenger RNA, 2630 nt
Organism: Lampris incognitus (smalleye Pacific opah)
Lineage: Eukaryota; Metazoa; Chordata; Actinopteri; Lampriformes; Lampridae
Gene: sp4
Product: sp4 transcription factor
Exons: 7
Coding region: 339-2630 (763 amino acids)
Biological process (GO): regulation of transcription by RNA polymerase II
Molecular function (GO): RNA polymerase II cis-regulatory region sequence-specific DNA binding; DNA-binding transcription factor activity, RNA polymerase II-specific
Source: RefSeq, a predicted model, not a curated record
CUCUGCGAUCGCACACCGCCAACACCGCUUUGGAUUUAACUCUGCGAAUCGUGAUUUCGUCCGUUGGCGGGUUCUCCGUGUGCCGUCCGGUAUAACGGGACGUACGGGUGGCGCUGGGAGAGGUGCGGGCUCUUUUCUCCGCUAUUUUGGCCGCCGGAUUGGGUUUACGCUUGGCACCGCCCUUCCUGGCGGGUGGGUGGUUUCGUCAAACGGGCAAAUACGCCACAGCCAUUCGCGGAAAAUAUAGGCCGUCCUCCAUCCUGCCGCCUGCCUCCGUCACCGUGCCCGGCCGGCCUUCCAUCGUGAACUACACCUCUCCCUCGGUAUAUUAAUGCGUUAUGAGUGACUCGAAGAAGGAAUCAUCGGGAUCUGAAGGAGGGAAAGCGUCAAAAAAGGGAAAAAGUUCUGGAUCACAGGAAUCCUCCCAGCCCUCUCCCCUGGCUCUCCUAGCAGCCACCUGCAGUAAGAUUGGAGGGCAGGGAGCCGUGGAGGGGGCCCAAGCCCAGGUGGGGGCCCAGCAGAUCCAGGUCCAGGCUGGUCAGAUCCAGCUCCAGGGAGGUCAGAUCCAGGGUCAGAUAGUGGUUGACACAGCCGGGGGUCAGGCCCUGGUGCCCCAACAGCUGGAGCUGGUACCAGCCCAGUUCACAGGGAACGGCUGGCAGAUCAUCACCACCUCACCUGCUAUGGCUAAGGAGAAUGCCAAUCAGCCCGUUGCUGUGACAGUGGCCACCACCUCAGCCAAUGACAGUUCGCCAGGCGGGCGCAAGGUGAAGGCGGUGGGUGGUACUAACAGUGUAGCAGCCAAUCAGCAGCAGCAGUUCCAGAUCAUCCAGGUUCAGAACCUGCACAGUGCAGGGGGUGGAGUCCAGUACCAGGUCAUCCCUCACUUGCAGACUGCAGAUGGCCAGCAAAUCCACAUCAGCCCGGCCCAGACAACCUCCAUCGGAGGACUGCCAGAGCAGGUCCAGCUUAUCCAGACACCGGGCCAAGGCCAGACCCAGGCCAUCCUCCAGCCAGCCAACCAGCAGGCUAUCUUGACAAGCUCAGCUAAUCAGAGUGUCCCACUGCAGAUCCGCCCCACCCAGUCCCUACCCCUGCAGUUGCAAACCCUGCAGGGCACCCAGACUCCUGUAAUGACUACAGUACCCAUAAACCUUGGUGGCAUGACCCUGGCACUCCCUGUAAUUAAUAAUGUAGGAGGGGGAGGAGCUGUGCAGCUUAUCCAGUCAGCUGACGGUACGUUCUCUGUUGCCAAUGGUAACCAGCUGGUGACAACAGCUGUGUCCGGGGUGGCUACUGGCACAGCGUCAACCGGUACCACAACAGUUGCUGGGGGCGACGGCAUAUCUGAUGGGUCACAAGUGGUUUCUGCUGGAUCUGAAGGUGGGGGAGCUGAAACCCAGGCUCAAAGCAUCGAAGUGGAUUCUCAAAGCCAGAACCAGGCCAAUGGGUUACAGAGCCAGACUGAUCCAGCCGGGACCAUCCAGCAAGUGAUUGUGGGCCAAGUGGGGCACCAGGUGGUGCAGCAGAUCCAGCUGCAGCCCCAGGCUCAGUCACAGGGCCACAGCCAGCAGCCCCAGCAUAUCCAGACCCUCCAGUUGGCCCCAGGACAGACCCUGCAGCCCAUCCAGGCCUUCCAGAACCCCGCCCAGGUCCUCAUUCGCACCCCUACCCUGUCACCCUCUGGACAAAUCACCUGGCAGACAUUGCAGCUGCCAGGAGGAGUAUCCCUCCAGGGGGGCUUGGGGACAGCCAUGCCUCAGCAGUUAACACUGGCUCCUGUGGCCGGAGGUACAGCUGUGGGGAGCGGAGGGCUGGUGUCCCUUAGCGGUGCUCCUCUCACACUGAGCGCAGCCCAGAUCAACCCGGGGUCAGGGGUGCAGACGGUCAGCAUUGCAGGGCUAGGCACAGCGGGGGUACAGGUGCAGGGCGUCCCCCUAACCAUCACUGGUCUACAGGGUCAACCACAGGGUCAAGAGGGUGUCAAAAUUCAGUCACCACCGGUGACAGUGACUAUGGGCAACGUAGCACCAGGCUCUUCGAUGAGUCCGGACCAGCUGGGCUCUGUCCAGAGCUCCUCAGACCAGGAGGGUCUGCCCAGCAAGAGGCUCCGCCGCGUGGCCUGCUCCUGUCCAAACUGUCGUGAUGGAGAGGGAAGGAACAGUGGAGACCCCUCGAAAAAGAAGCAACACAUCUGCCACAUGGAAGGCUGUGGGAAGGUGUAUGGGAAGACAUCCCACUUAAGGGCCCACCUGCGCUGGCACACCGGGGAGAGGCCCUUUGUCUGUAACUGGAUUUUCUGUGGCAAGAGGUUCACCAGAAGUGACGAGCUUCAGAGACACAGGAGGACACACACAGGUGAAAAACGCUUUGAGUGUCCUGAGUGCUCCAAGCGCUUCAUGCGCAGCGACCACCUCUCCAAGCACAUCAAGACUCACCAAAACAAGAAGGGCGGAGCCUCGGUAGCCAUCAUCACCACCGACGACCUGGAGGAGGAUGCCCCUGAAGGCCUGGGCAGCUCCCCACGGAUUGUCACCGUGGCGACACUAUCCCGGGAUUCUGACCCAGCCACGCCUACCACCUCCAAUCACCUGGAGGGAGAGGAGGAAGAAGAGGAGGAGUUUCAAUAG